This is a messenger RNA of Trichechus manatus latirostris (Florida manatee), 766 nucleotides long. RefSeq names its product fatty acid binding protein 5 (gene FABP5). The record is from RefSeq and is a predicted model, not a curated record. Gene Ontology annotation, cellular component: nucleus; cytosol. Lineage: Eukaryota; Metazoa; Chordata; Mammalia; Sirenia; Trichechidae. Gene Ontology annotation, molecular function: fatty acid binding. The coding region runs from base 149 to 556 and encodes 135 amino acids. The transcript has 4 exons. Gene Ontology annotation, biological process: fatty acid transport.
GGGCGCGCCCGGGGCGGGGGCCGUCGAGGCACCUCCCACUGGCCGCCCGGCGCCCGCCUUUAUAAAGGAGCUGUGCGCCGGGUACCCGCUCGCCGCGCUCCAAGUCCGACCCAUCUGCCGCUCCGCACAGCCGUCCGUCGCGCCCACCAUGGCCACCGUUCAGCAGCUGGUAGGAAGAUGGCGCCUGGCGGACACCAAAGGCUUUGACGAAUACAUGAAGGAAUUAGGAGUGGGAAUGGCUCUGCGGAAAAUGGGCGCAGUGGCCAAGCCAGACUGUAUCAUCACUUGUGAUGGCAAAAACCUCACCAUAAAAAGUGAGAGCACUUUGAAAACAACACAGUUUUCUUGUAACCUCGGUGAAAAGUUUGAGGAAACUACAGCUGAUGGCAGAAAAACUCAGACUGUCUGCAACUUUAUUGAUGGUGUUUUGGUUCAACACCAGGAGUGGGAUGGGAAGGAAAGCACAAUAACAAGAAAACUGCAAGAUGGGAAAUUGGUGGUGGAAUGUGUUAUAAACAAUGUCAACUGUACUCGGAUCUAUGAAAAAGUAGAAUAAAAAUUCCAUCAUCGCUUUGGACAGGAAUUAGCUGUGCCAAUGAACAAGCUCAGUUCAAUGAGCAAAUCUCCAUACCGCUUAUUCUGUUUUUCGCUUUCCUUACUAUGUCCAGUUAUUUCUCUCAUAAACAUUUUACAUGCAACCAUUUCAAAGUGUUGGUUUAAUUACGAUCAACCGUUUGGUUAGUAAAUAAAUGAGCUUGUGCCAAUA